AUGUCAGCAUCACCAAUCGCACGCCAAGUAACUCAAAAUCAAAAUAUACCUUCUAAAAGAAUUGUUAUUUCUGACCCGAAUCAAUUACCAGUUGAUUACUCAUCAACUCCAGGAGAGGUGGGCUACGAGAACGAGACACAGCUGGCAAGGAAUCGUGAAAACAACAAGGCUGACGCCAUCGUCGGUGGACUAGGCAUAUCCACGAUCGAUAAAACCCGGAGACGCGAGUACGAGUCAACGCGAUACGAGUUAUAA
Molecule: messenger RNA, 255 nt
Organism: Cotesia congregata
Lineage: Eukaryota; Metazoa; Arthropoda; Insecta; Hymenoptera; Braconidae
Source: the annotation of a GenBank genome assembly